Caretta caretta (loggerhead turtle) is the source of this 1683-nucleotide messenger RNA. It is a transcript of the gene ECHDC2, whose product is annotated as enoyl-CoA hydratase domain containing 2. Gene Ontology annotation, molecular function: catalytic activity. Gene Ontology annotation, biological process: fatty acid beta-oxidation. Gene Ontology annotation, cellular component: mitochondrion. Lineage: Eukaryota; Metazoa; Chordata; Testudines; Cheloniidae. The record is from RefSeq and is a predicted model, not a curated record.
CCCUUGCUUUCCUGGCCGCCACUUGUCCCUUUCCUCGGCUUUACGUUCGGGGAGCGGGCGGGAGGAGGGCGAGGUCGCCUCAGUGUCAGUGGUAGAAAGGGCAGUGGGAGUGGCAGCCAUGCUAGCUGGGGAUAGGCGGCGGCGGCGGGCAACGUAUGGCUGCUGGUGUGCGGCCGCCUCGCCCCUUUCGCGGGACCGGCCCCUGGCUCGCACCCGCGGCGGCCGCGUGCCCUCUGAGGAGCGUUAACCGCCGGCCGUGGCGCGUGCCGCCUCCCCCAAAGGGGCAGGAUCGGGGCCUCGGACUGUGGACUCGCCCGCGUGUGUCCGGAAUUGCUGAAAUCCUGAUGAACAGAGCCCAUGCCAAAAAUUCACUGGGAAAAGUACUUGUUAAUGAACUAUUCAGAGCUCUAGAAAGUCUCCGUUGUGAUGAAAGGAUCCGUGUAGUAGUGUUUAAAAGUGAAGUAAAAGGCGUGUUUUGUGCAGGCGCUGAUUUAAAGGAGCGGGCACAAAUGAAUGAUACUGAAGUUGGACACUUUGUUCAUAGGCUGAGAAGUUUAAUGGAUGAAAUUGCUGCACUGCCUAUGCCCACAAUAGCUGCAAUAGAAGGCUAUGCAUUGGGUGGGGGAUUGGAAUUGGCAUUAGCGUGUGAUCUUCGAAUAGCAGCUUCAUCAGCUAAAAUGGGCCUGAUUGAGACCACAAGAGGACUUCUUCCUGGUGCAGGUGGAACCCAACGCCUGCCCCGCUGUAUUGGAAUAGGUCUUGCUAAGGAACUCAUUUUCACUGGCAGACAGAUUGAUGGACAACAAGCACUCUCAAUAGGAUUAGUAAACCACACAGUGCCACAGAAUGAUGAAGGGGAUGCUGCUUACCAGAGAGCAUUAACCUUAGCUAAAGAAAUUGUUCCUCAGGCUCCCAUAGCUGUGAAAAUGGGUAAACUGGCAAUAAACAGAGGGAUAGAGGUGGAUAUUGCAUCGGGGAUGGCUAUUGAGGGAAUGUGUUAUGCGCAGAAUAUUCCUACAAGAGACCGCCAGGAAGGGAUGGCUGCCUUCAGAGAGAAACGUCCACCCCAGUUUAUUGGGGAAUAGCCCUCCAAGGAUUUCCUUAUUCCAGGGCAUGAUUCUUUAGGAAGUAAAAUGGAGGUGCAGAACCUUAAACUUAUUGAAAUUGUUAAAUAUUGAAUUCUAUAAGCUUAAUUCUUUGCCAUGGACACUGCUACAUUCCUGGACACUCCAUAGGAGACAGUUUUACAAGGAUAAUUAAGGUAUUGAAUAGUUUCAUUAACAAAAAAAUAAGGCUUUUUAGACUGGUAAGGCUAUGAAUGACUAAAGUCAUGUGAGAGACUGGGAUUGUACACUACGCUGUCAGGAGAGAGAGCCCUUUGCUACAGGUCCAAAUCCAGAACAGGUACACAAUGAAUGAAAGACCAGUACAGUGGUCCAGCUGAAGGAAUUUGAUCUCAGUUCAUUUUAAGUGGGCACUACACCUGCUUGUAAUUACAACAGAAACUUAUUUGGCCUAGUACAUGUAGGUGUUCAGGCCUGAAAGGGAAAGCAUAUACUGCUAUUUGUUACGGGAUCUGGCCUAAAUUAAUUUCAGAACUCAUUAUCAAUUUUUGGAAUGCAAAGUUAUUUUAUGUUUCCUCUUUGUAUUGUAUGUAAACCACAAAUAAACUCUGUGCCUUUA